Messenger RNA from Schizosaccharomyces octosporus yFS286, 1983 nucleotides. RefSeq names its product RNA 5'-triphosphatase. Gene Ontology annotation, biological process: 7-methylguanosine mRNA capping; polynucleotide 5' dephosphorylation. Gene Ontology annotation, molecular function: polynucleotide 5'-phosphatase activity. The transcript has 2 exons. The coding region runs from base 528 to 1511 and encodes 327 amino acids. Gene Ontology annotation, cellular component: mRNA capping enzyme complex. The record is from RefSeq and is a predicted model, not a curated record. NCBI's taxonomy places the organism in Eukaryota, Fungi, Ascomycota, Schizosaccharomycetes, Schizosaccharomycetales, Schizosaccharomycetaceae.
AGUAGAUAUAGAAGACCUGGUAGUCUUCGUAAUUAAAGUACUAAAUGGAGAGAAAAUUUAAGGAAAUAGAAUUAAGGUAAACACAUAUAACGGCAUCAUAUUGUAGCCAUUCUAAGCAGGAUAUGAGACUAAGGAACUAAGUGUUUACGAAUGAGACAUAGAAUGAUCGGUUCAUGUAUAAGAUAUGUAAAGGUAAAUAAUAAGUAAAUAGGACCUAUUCUUAUUAAUCUAUCAUAUUCUCAAUUUAAAGGCCAGUCUUUUACCUACAGGAACCAGUACUUUACCAUUGAAACGCCAUAACCUAAGAGUUAUUGUCAUAAGAAGUUCGUCGAGUGAAGAGACUAAAGUAAUUAAGAGAACUAGAUUUACCUGAACAUAUUUGUGCAGUGACCUUCAUCAUAAAAAUCGGAGACAGUUAUAGUGACUCAGUUGCCAUCAUCUUUGUUAGAAUUUAAUCAUAUUCCUCGUGAGAGUUGUUUGCAAUACAAAAGAAUUAUAAAAUUUUGCUUGAAGUCCAAAAUUUCAAAAUGGUUGGAAAACCAAACCAGACAGACAUUCAAGACUUCACCAAAAGCGAAGCUCAGACCCGUACUAACGAAAUGGAUUUAAAAGGGCUAAUACACGACAAAGAUUACAUAGCAGAUGUUGAUAAAAAGCGGGCAAAAGAGAACGAACCCGAGGCAACAGAGAGUGACAAGAAAAAGCCAAAAACCGUUGCGGUUGCCAAACCAGAAUUAAAUAUCCUAAAUAAAUCUGUUCUACAUGACACGACACGAACAGUUUCAAACUUUUUACUUCAUUACUUGACUAAUGAACCCGUAGAAAACAUUGAGAUUGAGGCAAAACUUGGUACAUUAGUAGACCUUGACUCACAAAAUCGGUUUGAGUUUCCGGUCUUAAGUGAAACCGUAUUAAAUCCUGAAUUCAAUCUUCGUACUCGGUUUCAAAGUGAUAUGCCAGCUUCAGAGCACAAACACUUUAAUGAAUUUUUGAACAAUGCAUUUAGAGAAUCACAAAGACCGGGUCGUGUUCCAAUUGUCUAUAAGCACGUAAAGCAGGUGGACUUGUUUUAUGACUCGAAGAAUCAUGGCCAUGAUAGAGUCCGUGUAACUCGAGACCAGAAAGAUAAUCGAGUCCUGGCUUGUGUAAUGAAACGUCGAAUUGCUGACUUAUAUUUAUACUGCCCUAAUGAUGCAUUUGAUGUCCGAAUUUCCAUUAGUGAUGAAAUUCCCGUUUCUAUGCCUCCCCAAGAUACUCCCCCUUUGUUAACUAGAAUCAAGGACCGUGUUGGCUAUCAACACCAAGAUGUUAAGAUUGAUCUUACUAUGACAAUUCAAAAUGAUCCAAGAUAUGAAUCUACAAAACGCCAUGAGUUAGAAGUUGAAUUUAAUAAUACCGCUGGUUUACGUGAACGAGCUAUGCGUGCUAAAGAAGGCGCCGAGCCAUCUUGGGAUAGGAGGGUUCAGUUGUUCUUAGACAAUAUUCGUAUUCUUCGCCGUGAGAACUCAUAAAACUACAUCUAGCCUUAAAAGAUCUUUUUAUAAUACUUUAAGUCGUUCCAUUCCUUUUGAUUUGUUUUACGAAUGAUAUGCUCGUUGUUUCCUUUGGUUAAUACUUCAAAAAUUGAUUCUUGUUACAUGUCAAAUUCUGCGGUACCUUUGAGAAACGUGGCAGAAAUACAAUUCUCUAGUUCAUUUCCAGUAUACCUGGAUAUUUUCCUGACGAGCUUAAUUUAUUCCCGCGUUGCAUGGAGUCGUACAAGGUAUUCAGCUGUUUAGCAUCUGGAGUAUAAAUUAAGAAACGUGAUUUAAUUAUAAUGAUGGAUAGUACUCUCAUCGAAUUUUAAUAGAAAUUGAAGUAAAUGAUUACAGCAACAAUCAUGUCAAAAAAAAAAAAGAAAAAAACUCGAGACUUAGGGUCUGAAAUUGUAAAUUACUUAGAAGGGAAUCAGUUUUAUUAUACAUAGACAUAACGGAAUGGAAU